CCUUCACAAUUCAAGUCUCGAAAUUAUAUUCAAUAAAAAAAAAAUCAAACUUCUCAAUUCUCUCUCUCUCAAAUCGCAAGUUACAACCAAACCAAGAUGCAGAUCUUCGUGAAAACUCUCACGGGAAAGACAAUCACCCUCGAGGUGGAAAGCUCCGACACCAUCGACAACGUGAAAGCCAAGAUCCAGGACAAGGAAGGGAUCCCUCCGGAUCAGCAGCGUCUCAUCUUCGCCGGAAAGCAGCUCGAGGAUGGUCGAACCUUGGCCGACUACAACAUCCAGAAGGAGUCUACGCUUCACCUUGUCUUGCGUCUACGUGGAGGUAUGCAGAUCUUCGUCAAGACUCUUACCGGAAAGACUAUCACUUUGGAGGUGGAGAGCUCCGACACCAUCGAUAACGUCAAGGCUAAGAUACAAGAUAAGGAGGGGAUCCCACCGGACCAGCAGAGGCUGAUCUUUGCCGGGAAGCAGCUUGAGGAUGGGAGGACUCUUGCUGACUAUAAUAUUCAGAAGGAGUCGACUCUGCAUCUCGUUCUCAGGCUUCGUGGUGGUAUGCAGAUCUUUGUCAAGACUUUGACUGGAAAGACUAUUACUUUGGAGGUGGAGAGCUCGGAUACUAUUGACAAUGUCAAAGCCAAGAUCCAGGACAAGGAAGGUAUCCCUCCGGACCAGCAGCGUCUCAUCUUCGCUGGAAAGCAGCUCGAGGAUGGUCGCACCUUGGCUGAUUACAACAUCCAGAAAGAGUCUACGCUUCACUUGGUCCUCCGUCUUCGUGGUGGUAUGCAGAUUUUCGUGAAGACAUUGACCGGUAAGACCAUCACACUUGAGGUGGAGAGCUCUGACACAAUAGACAACGUGAAGGCCAAGAUCCAGGACAAGGAAGGCAUCCCUCCGGAUCAGCAGCGUCUCAUCUUCGCUGGAAAGCAGCUCGAGGAUGGUCGCACCUUGGCUGAUUACAACAUCCAGAAGGAGUCGACCCUUCACUUGGUCCUCCGUCUUCGUGGUGGUAUCUAAAACCCCCUGUGUUCGGGUUAAAAGUCUUAUGUCUUUUUUUUCUUUUGAAAGCUACUUAUGCUUUGUGUUUUGGGGUUUAUAAAGCCCCUGAUGAAUAAUUGAUGAUCCCUUUGCGUUCUUGUUUCUCUUUCGUUAUAACCCAAGUUGGAACUUUUCUAUUUGUGAAAUAUAUGAGUCGUUGCUCUUUA
Messenger RNA from Raphanus sativus (radish), 1202 nucleotides. RefSeq names its product polyubiquitin. The record is from RefSeq and is a predicted model, not a curated record. Gene Ontology annotation, cellular component: cytoplasm; nucleus. The transcript has a single exon. Bases 97 to 1014 code for a protein of 305 amino acids. Gene Ontology annotation, molecular function: protein tag activity; ubiquitin protein ligase binding. NCBI's taxonomy places the organism in Eukaryota, Viridiplantae, Streptophyta, Magnoliopsida, Brassicales, Brassicaceae. Gene Ontology annotation, biological process: modification-dependent protein catabolic process; protein ubiquitination.